Molecule: messenger RNA, 1395 nt
Organism: Chiloscyllium plagiosum (whitespotted bambooshark)
Lineage: Eukaryota; Metazoa; Chordata; Chondrichthyes; Orectolobiformes; Hemiscylliidae
Source: RefSeq, a predicted model, not a curated record
AUGAAAGACUCCGAGGACGUUGUGGUUCAGAACUUAUCUCGGAGGGACUGCCUGCAGCGUGAUUACUUAGAGCACUUUGCACAGAAAAUGCGUCAUCUAAUUCAAGCCAUUGAAAAAAUAUUUUAUCCGGCAAUUGCAGCUAUUGGUAUCCUUGUAUCUGUUAUGAUCAAUAGACAACUACAGACUAUUAAUAACUACUUUCUGCUCAGCUUAGCCUGCGCUGAUUUGAUUGUAGGUGUAUUCUCCAUGAAUCUAUACACCAUUUACAUUGUAAUAGGUCACUGGCCUAUGGGCCCAGUGGUGUGUGAUUUAUGGCUUGCUGUCGAUUAUGUUGUGAGCUAUGCUUCUGUCAUGAACCUCCUUGUGAUCAGCCUUGACCGCUACUUCUGCGUGACUAAACCUCUUAGCUACCCCUUGAGCAGAACAACUAAGAGGGCAGCGAUAAUGAUUGCAACAGCUUGGAUGUUACCAUUUAUUGUGUUUGCUCCUCCUAUUCUCUUCUGGCAGUUUAUCACAGGGGAACAGAACGUUAGUGAUGGCGAGUGUUAUGUUCAGUUCCUCUCAAAUCCUGCGGUUACUUUUGGCACUACAAUAGUCGCCUUUUACCUCCCUGUUACGAUCAUGGUGAUUUUAUACAUACACAUAUCUCGAGCUAGCAAGAGUCGAAUAAAAGAAGAUAGAAAUAUGUCUAAAUCAAGCAAGGAUAGUGCUUGUCCAAGACUUGUGAUGAAUAAAUUGAUGAAAAUAGAUCAUAACAGCAUAAACAACGUGCCUCACGGCGUUUAUUCCAUCAAAAAGCAAAGUAAAGAACUACCAAAUUCCAAUUAUCACAGAGGAAAAAAGCGAGACUUCUCCAGUGAAACAAGUUCCUUUCCAACAACAAAACAGAAGAAACAAGGAAUGAUGCAAGAGAGUUCAAAUGUUCCUCAUGCACGAAGCUGUCUCAAAUCAGAAAUAUACAAACUCUUUUGUUUAAAGAUAGCUCGCAAAUCUGAAAACUACAACGGCAGUGCCACCAAAGCAGGAAUAAUUCCACCCAUCAGCAGCCAGAGGGGAACAGAUAGAGACAUCACAGCUGAUGAUAAAAGCACUGGUAUGACCAAGUCACCUGCUAAGAAGAAAGCAGUUGCAACCCGAGAAUUGAGAGUCACUCAAACCGUCUUCGCAAUUCUCCUGGCAUUUAUUAUAACCUGGACCCCAUACGAUGUUAUCGUGUUCAUUAAAACAUUUUGUUCAAACUGUGUCCCCAAUGCAGUUUGGACAAUUGGAUAUUGGCUCUGUUACAUAAACAGUGCUGUCAACCCAGCCUGCUAUGCACUCUGUAAUACCAAUUUCAAGAAAACGUUCAAACAUCUUCUCUUGUGUCAGUACAGACAUUUUGGUGCAACAAGAUGA